UGUGAACCUGUGAACAAGUCUGCAAUAUGUCUGACUAUUUAGAAAUAUUUUUAGAUUAGCUUAGUGGCUGUAAAUAAUUUAAAAGUUCUAUUUUAGAGCUAUCUAUGCCAUGGAUUACACAUGACAAACAAUAAAAAGAUCGAUAAGAAGACGGCUUACAACGAAGUUAUGCAUUGUUGUUGGCCGUGCGAGAGACUAACGUGUGAAUAGUAGAUGUGCGUGUCACGGACAUUGUGCGGAGCGCUGCGAGGCGCGAGUGUCGGCGUGACGUCGCUGGUGGUAGCGGCGACCGCUGCCUGCGCUGCAGUAUAGCUCGCCCAACACGUCCCACCACACAAACAUGGAUCAGCUGGUGCAGUGCCCCGUGUGCACGCUCUUCCUCCACAAUGGGAUGUCAUUGGAAUCCCAUCUGGACACACAUCCCAAAGAUCAAGUUAUUAAAGCAUUGUGUAAUUUAUCGAAAAAUACCAAUUAUGGUAGUAGAACACCCACCCCUUCACAAUCUGAGAGAUCCUACAGAAGUAGGUCUCGAACACCAGCUACAGAAGACAGUAAUUUAAAGUGGAAUGGAUCCCGCAGUGGUGAACAUGACCGGUACUGGAGGAGAACACCUAGCAGAACGCCCAGCAGAACUCCCAAAGCUUCCAACUCUUCAAGAGUGACUACACCUGCAUCAGAUGUGCGCUUAGCAGACAUUAGCUUUGAAAAUUCUCCUGUGAAUAAUUCAAAUUCAUAUUCUAGCUCCCAAUAUCCAAUGAAAUUAGACAAAACUCAACAAACAUUUAUGCCCAACUCUGCACUGUCAGAUUUUGACCAGCAAUAUGUGUAUUAUCCAGAUCAACAAGAAGAUAGGGAGAUUAAAUAUUCUCGUAGUGCAGAGUAUGGCGCCAUUGACAGUUCUGUGUUCACCCACAACACGCCUAUAGCUCCUGCCGUGAAGCUGCCAGCAUCAAUGUUACCUGCUGUACCGAGAAAAGGACAUGAUUUAGUAAAGAUACUCCCAAAACCAAAUAACUUACUUGUGAAGACGAAUAUGGGGGGUGUGCAAUACUUAGCUCCAGGAGUUAAGCCUAUGCAUGUCAUGGUUCCUACAACACCAACAUUUGUUCAAAAGAAUGUCCAGAAUAACAUGAUCAUGACUAGCAACUUACCAACAUCCCAAAUGCUUGACAAUAAAGCUGUAGGUUCACCACUGCCCACUAGUCAGUUCAAUCAAAUCAGUUCUGGGGCUUUCACACCUGGUACAACAGUAGUAACUCAGAACUCACAGAUAAUUUACCGUGAAAUGGUACACAACAUUGAUGGCAAGCCUUUUAUAUCUAGUAUGCCUGCUAUCCUGGGUGGACAUGAGAAUGUUACCAAUGUAGCACAGACUAGCUCCUUGUAUCAGAAUGUAAUGGUUGUUGACCAAUUUGGCAACACGUCAUGUAUGUAUACAUCGCCUCAACAGCUCAUUCCCAACAAUGUGCCUCCUGUAUCCAAUGCUCAGGUUGAGAAAACUGAGCCUAAUACGCCAAGUGACUUUAACAAGACUCUUAUCAUUGAAGUAGGUCCUAUUGUACCUCCUGAGCCAGUUAGUGCCUGUGAGGCUUCAGUUAGCAAAGUACCCACUUCAACACAAUCAGACACUCCAAGAGGCAGUAAACAUGAAAAGAUUGCAGAGAAGCUUGAAAGAAUUGAUACUCCAGGAUCUAGUAAAGGUCUCAAAAUUCUUAGCAACAUCAAAGUGGAAGUACCUGUGCAACAUCACAAAAAUAUGCUCAAUACAAUUUUGGAUCUCACUGGGCCUAAUGACUCUGAUUACCAGGAAAGACCCCUAUCACCAGAGAAGAUACUGCCUGAUCUGGAUGAUAACCAUCACAGCAUAUCAAAUGACAGCAUCCAACUGUCCACUCCUAACUCUAGUGCCGACAGCCUAGUUUCACACUCAUUCUCUGUGAUUAAGAAUGUAGGAAAUCCACCAUCAUAUAAAGAAGCUACAAAGUCUGGUGAUAGCAAGAUUGACAGUGAGUUCUCAGAUAGUUGUCCAGUACCUGAUCUAAUAUGUAAUGAGAAACCUUCAAUUUCACCAUGUAGUGAACUGUCAGAGCAUGGAGAGAAUUCAAGGGAUAAUAUUUCAAUAUCUCCCAAGCCAGAAUCAAAGCAUGGUCCGCACAGUAGUAGCCACCCAAUUCCAAUCAAUAAUAAAGAACAUGAAACUAAAUUUGAACAGAAACCUAGAGCGAAGGUGUACAACAACCCUUUGAGGCUGAACAACAUUUACGUAAAGAAGAAUAAGAAGGUUUUGCAGAUAAAGAAUGCAAAGACAGCUACUACUAGCAGUGCAUCUAAAUGUGUCACUAGUGAUCCUGCACCUUCGUCAUCACUUUCUAAGGCACCUGAGAACUUUACCAUGAACAAAUUACAUCAGGAGAAUAGAGAAAAGACUUUGCAGACUGUGUCAAUUGAGAAGAUUAAAGACAGUGAUGACCAGAAUGAAUUUGACGCUGAUACUGAGGAGCAAUCAAUGGACAUUGAGCCUGUGGCUCCUUCUACUUUGACAGCUAGCCAGUUCGCGACCAGCGUCGAUAUCGUGCAAGUCAAGGAGGAGAUUAAUACAAGUAAUGAGAGCGCGUUUAGUAACGAAGCGGGUUCUUCUGAUCGCCACCUCACGCCAUUAGAAACUCUCCGCCCGAUCAAUGUUAUUACGUACGGGAAUAUGCCUCCAGGAGAUUUCGAUGAUGAGUCAAAUCACAGAGAACUUCUCGACUUAGAGGCAGCGUCGAAGAAUAAGCAGUUUGUAAAUAUGAUGAAUGAGAAUUACUUUGGGGAUAAUAUUUAUGCGGAUUACUUUACGCCGGAUAGGGUGGAGUCGUUCGAUGACAGGGAGCCGCCGCACCAUACGACGGAGAAGGAAGGGAUGUAUAUUUGGGGAGAGCCUUCUCAGAAGGGGAAUGCGGGCGAGUUUGUUCUGCCGAAUUUUAUUCAUGAGAGCUAUAAGAUAGCGGAGAGUAACUAUUCGGAGAUGGAGGGGAAUGAUGGGUGCGAGAGGGACAGCAAGGCGGACGUGCUGAGUGAGGGAAGGAGCGAGGGCGAGCCUCCGUUGAACAUCUGCGCGGACGAGAGGAUGCCGCCGCGCGGGGAGCUCAGCGGGCAGGAGAGCAAUGGGGAUAUGGAAUCGCCUUGGAAUGGGAUGUACCCGGACGUGCCGCCAGCGGAGCCCUACGACCUGAUGGCGCGCGAGAGCUGGGUCUCGGAUGGCUCCGACGUCGACGCCAGCGAAAAGAGGGAGACCCUGGACGAGGAAAUGCAAUUCUCAAAAGGCAGAGACGAAGACUUACAAUACCCGAAGAGUUCAGAAGCGAUGCCUUACCCGAAACGGGAUGAUGACAUCCAGUUCCCGAAGGCCCGUUUACAUACAUGCACGCAAUGUGGGGCUAAGUACCCUACUUUGAAGGAGCUUCGGGGUCAUAAGGCAUUGAUGCACGCUCUGCCUACGAGUUCCGGUACCAAGACCAGCUACAGUCGCAUGGUGACUGCCCGGACUAUCAAGAAAGAAGAGAAAACUGAUGAUAACAUCCUGGGAGUUGCAGGCAACCUGAUGAUGGACAACAAGGAGGCGCUGGCGUCGACGAUGCUGACGGUGUACGAGGCCAUGGCUGAGGCCAAGCCCAGGAUUGAGACCCUCAUCAAGCAGGAGACCAAGCGGAGGAGGAAGGACUACGUUUGUCCUACUUGCAAGGUGGACCAGGUGACGGAGGCGGCGUUCCACAUGCACCUGAAGCUGCACCCGCUGGAGUGCCUCACCUGCGGCAAGUGCUUCUAUCGCCGCGCCAACCUCGCGCUCCACGUCAAGACGCACUUCGGCAUCAAGAACUACAGGUGCGAGAUUUGCGAGAAGCGGUUCGUGACGCGACAGAAGCUCCGCGAGCACCAGAACACGCACUCGGGCCGCGCGCCCGUCAAGUGCACGCACUGCGAGCAGACCUUCCGCCGGUACUCCAACAUGGUGCAGCACAGGGACAGACAUCACUACCUCAAGAAGCUGAAAGUCCGCGAUUUCGUGUGCCACUGCGGCGCCGUGUUCCACUCGAAGGCCAAGCUGCUCUGGCACAAGGAGACACACGACGAGAAGCCCAAGUCCUGCCAGUACUGCAGCGAGAAGUUCGUGCAUUCGUCCUCCCUCACCAGACACGUCAGGCGGACGCACAACGAAUACUACGUCCCAGACAAGAAUAAGGGCAAAGUGGAAAAUGUUACGUGUCCCGUUUGUAAACAGGUGUACCUCCGUACGAACCUGCGCGCGCACCUGCUGACCCACAGCGGCAAGCGUCCCUACGUGUGCAUCAUCUGCAACAAGUCCUUCACCACCAAGUGGAACCUCAAGCUGCACCGCUGGACCCACAUGAGCCGCUCCGCCAAGCCGUUCAAGUGCUCCCUCUGCAAGGGCGCGUUCAUCCGCCACACCGAGUACAUCUCCCACAUGAACUCGCACAAGUCUGUCCGCCCCUACACUUGCAACUACUGCGGCUGCCAGUUUAUAAGGAAAUACAACUGCCAAAGGCACGUCAGAGAACACGAGAUGGAGAAGAAGUACGUUUGCAAGGUGCCAGAGUGCGGUAAGUCGUUCCAUAGGAGUUACUAUCUGUCCGAGCACAUGAAGGUGCACAGCGGGGCGCGGCCGUUUUCGUGUUCCAUUUGUGGGAAGACUUCGAGUAAUAAGCCGAAUCAUAAUAAACAUUUGAAGAUCCACCACGCCCGCGAGCCUAUCGCCACGGAGGCGUAAGCGGCCACCACUGCUAAGCGGUUCUGUGUCGUGAGUACUUGCUCACAUUACACUUGAUUUGACGGUAGGGAUCGAUUUCAAAAAAAGAUUCCGUUUAUUCCUUUUUUAAUCAUUUUUUUACUUUUUAAACAAUGAUGUUCCGAAUUCGACCUAGUAAUUAAUCGAGUUUGGAUUUGGAACUAAAUUCAGCCAGUAUUUUUAUUAGAAGUUGUUUUUUGUUUCGUUUUACUAUUGGAUUCUGUGCAAAUUUGCCAAUAACAAGUAUUUUUACAAUUUUGAAUUUGGAAUUUAUGUUCAUGACUUUUCAUUCUUGCCGCGAGCUAUUGUUUUUUGAUAGUUCUUUUUCAUCAUUAACUUACUCGUACAGUUAUGAGCAAUGUCAUGUACCCACUUUAGAACCAUGUCGCACUAACAUAUUUGUCACUUAGUAAGACUUACAGUUCCAUUUGUCAAAGAAGUUAAUGUGACAUGGUACCAAAGUUUAAACAUGAAUUCUCGUGACCGUACUUCCUGUGGUGGUUUAUGCGAAGAUGUACUUAGACUUGCAACAAUUACUCACGACACUACACUUAUAAUGUUGGGAGCAGCGCCCUCUAUCGUGUAAAUAAUUAGUUAAAUUGUGAAUCGACGUGUAAAUACGGACCAAGUGUGUACAUUGGAUAGGUAAAGCAUUUUACAGUUAAUAACAAAUUCUGUGCUAUCAUUCGACACCUUUUGUUAUUGAGACAAACACAUAGACAGACAAAUAUGACAUCAUAGUAAUAAAACAUAACCAAUGAUCGGACAUUCAGGCGCUAAACCUAGCUCAUUGUUCUUUAUUCUAUGACUGUACCUAGAUUUGCACCUACUUUGUAUUAAGACGGGUCGUUUUAUGUGGUAACCUGGUUAGGUUACCCUAUCGCCCGUGUAUGGCUGAACGUAUACUGUUUCAUUUUCUUAUAAAAAAAAUAAAUCAUAAAAAACAGCCAUAACCAUCUAUAGAACUGUCCUCGCCCCGUUUGUUCAGGGUCCGCUAACCUUUUUUGUAACGAAGGGGAAAUCCUCAUGGAUACCUCGCCACCCGGGGGAGCGACGAGGUUAUGUCGGACUCCUACCGACUAAAACCCCUCCGACGGCCCUCUGCUGUGCAUGUCGGAAAGCUCCGGGUUCUCUGUCGAACACACCGGUGCUCCCCUCGCACUGGCUUUCAUUAAAGCGCGUCCCGGGGUAGAUCCCCACCCCUACGCCAUCCCAGUUUUACGGCGAUGCGAGGCCAUGUCGCAUUGCCGUCCCUCCCGGAGAUCGUGUGUUGAGUGGUUCGGGCCCCCGCCCUUACCACUCACGAUCCCCAGUGUCCCCUUUCAGUCGCCUCUUACGACAGGCAGGGAGUAUCGUAGCCCUAUUCUUACGCCCGGAACUACAGGGCGGAGGGUCCGCUAACCUAAUCUAACCUAACCUGUACAUUUGAUAGGUCCGGUUUUUUAUAUAAGCGACUGCCUGGCUGGCGUUCUGACCCGAAGGGAAAACAACCCAAUUGCAGAUUAGGUCACGUACUUCCGAAAUCAAUUUUCCUUACGAUGUUUUCACAGUUGAGCACAUGAUGAUCAUUGGUUUAAUUACAAAAACCACAAAGUCAUAAAUAUCUUUAUGUAGCAGGUAACAUGGUUACACUUUGAACAGUUACAAUUUAAAUAUCAUUCCAAUAAAAUUUCUGACAAGCGGUGUCGGGUGAUAGCAAGUGUAACAUAUAAAUAACAUUAGUCAAAUUAAUAGACUUACGUUUGAGUGUCUAGUACACAUGACAUGAAAUAAAUUUAAAGGAUUUUGACUGUUUUUGGUCCUUGAUAGCAGCUGCAUGAUAGGCGCUAGUCGCGCGCGAUAAGUAUACCCAUCAGAACUGGCGGCACGCCCCGCGCGACACGACAUAUACCUAUAACUGUACUCGAUUAAUAUAGGCAGUAUGUUAGGGCAGUUGUACAGUCAUGAGUAAUAUAAUGUACCCACUUUAGGACUCUGUCGCACUAAUAUUUAUUUGACAUUUAGUGAGACUUACAGUUCAAUUUGUCAAAAGAGUUAAAUGUGACAUGGUACCAAAGUGUAUACAUAUUAAUGCUCGUGACCGUACUAUGCUUUUUGCAGUGCCCUGGUCGAGUUCAUAGUAUGUUCCCUGUGUAUUCACUAUUCUUCAAACUAGAGUGAAUAGGCGCAUAAGUAAGCGUGUAACACUGUAAGCUGCUUCUUCACUUACAGUCAGGUGAGACUGUGGUCAAACGCAUAGUGAUAAUAAAAGUCUUCUAUGUGGGUAAAUUGUACAGUUCAUUGCCAGUGGCGGCCCUAGCAAAAUAUUUAGGCGGUGUCCUCAAAGUGGCACCCCUCAGCCCCAAACAUAAAAAAUACAAAAAAAAAAAAACAACAAAAUACAUACAAAAUUUUUCGAUUACUUUACGGCCAACGAAAAUUACCCAUUUAUUUUUUUUAAAUGUUUACGGCCACCCCGUAUGAGAUUUCAAAAAAAAAAAAAACAAAAUUAAAAUUUAUUUAUUUAUUUAUAAAAAAGGUACACCAACAAAAAAAAAUAAAAAUUAAAUUAAAUUAAAAUUAUAUAAAUUAUAAAAUAAAAUACAAUUAAAUAACCUCACCUCCGUAUGUGUAGCUGCACCCAAUGACGCAGCAUCGGUGGGUUACGUAGAUAGCGGGCGUUAGGAAAGUGUUCACUUUUCUUGUCGCGCACGACUCGCGCCUGUCAUGCUAAGCAGAAGCACGAGUGGAAUCCUUUAAAAUUGUUUCAACAUUUAAGAAAUGGGAAUUUCGGUGUGGGUACCCCGCUAUGCAAUACUUUUUUUGCUACUUAUUUUAUUUGUGACACUGUUUCUGUCAUUGUUGCUUAGAAGGAUUGGAAAAAUAUUUAAUAUAACUGUCACUUCUAGCGAAGGGAUCUUACAUGUCAAUGUUUUAUCAGCGAGAUUCUAUACAAUGUUUAAAUGUUUCCUAGAAAUUUCUUGUAAAACACACAAAAUGCUUCUUUUAAGUGACUAUGACAAAAAGGUGCAUUAAACUUUAGCUCAUUAAAAAGUUCUUACUCGUGUAUGAACAGUUAUGUAAAUAGUCUUAUAUUUAGAUUUAAUUUUAUUUAUUUUUAAUUCUUAUUGUUAUGACUUGACAAUUAAACUGCAGUUUUUAAAUGGAAAUAUUGGGCUCAUUAUCAUUAUUAAAACCAUGGUAUAAGAAAACCAGGUGUGCUCAAAAGUGACAGCUAAAAUUUCAAGGUUAGCCCAGCUGAUGUCAUCCCACCCUGUGUUGCCAUUUCGUAAAAAAAAUAUUUACUUUGCAAGGAAAUUUUGAACUUUUAGUAAAAGAUUUAUUUACAGUUUUAAUUAUUUUUAUAUAUGUGACUAGUAAUUAAAUACAUUAGUCAGUAAUUCACUUAAUUUUCUAUAACAAAAUUUACGUCCUUGGAAUGUUGGAGAUACCAAUUUAAUGGUAACACAGUGGUAACACUUACGUCAUCAAAGGGCUAGCAAAGGCGACUUGUCAUAGGAUUGAGCAUACCUGGUUUUCUUAUGCCAUGCAUUAAAAUUACAUAAAUAAUUAACGUAAUAUUAGAAUGGUUCUAAAAAGUAAUCGGUAUUUAUGCUUAAUUCGUAAACUGGACGUUGGUGUACGUUCGUGUCAGGGUUGGUGAGGUCGGUCGUUGACCUCACAACACCAAUAAAUAAGAAUGUACAUUUGAUACUUAUUGCCGUCUGUAGGGCUCUAAUAUUUCCAGAACUAACUAAAUACAAUAGAUGUUUCUUCAUUCUAUACACAUGCCUACUCGUCCCACAAUGUGUUCAAUUAAAAAAAACUUAAUUUUCUAGUUAGACGAUUUCAACAUGUCUUUAUGUAUGUAUGGGGAUGGGUUUUGGGUCCUGAGUGACAGUGAUGGCAAUAGUCUGGGAAGGUAAUGUCACUACCGUGUAAAACAUAACAUAAUGAAUGACAUCUUUUGUCUCUUUCGUACUAAGCCGUACACGCUUAAGAGUCAUAUUUUUCGUCUCUUUCUCUUAAUCCAACCGAAAAAGAAUCCUUGGGUCACAUCUCAUACGUAAGUGCGAACGAGACACAGUCCGCGCAUGCUCUCCCUUACUCCAAGCUUACGGCUAUUUCGGCUAAAGUGAGACCCAGAAGGGGUGAGGUCUGCGCCCGGUACGAAUUGGGGCGGGGCGGAAAGUUACCAUUCUAUACGUAGUAUUAUUCUUUAUUCGUGAUGAUGACCGCUCAAGAUUCAUUCCCCUACUAAAUUCCAAAACUAAUUAGUAAUAAAAAGCACAAUUUUCUUAUUAUUCAUCAAAUACGUGGCAUUAUACGAGUAGGUUGCGUGUUCAUUAAGUAAAUAUUACCCAAGUCAAAUUGUGUACUGUGUAAGUUUUUGUUUGUUAUAUAAUUAUCUAUAACUAAGCAAUGUGCAAUGAAGCAAUAUGGUAUAUUGUAGCUCGUCAGUUUUAAAAAGAACAAUCACUGGCUUUUUUUUAAUGCCAAACAAAAAUUGGCAACUUUAUAGUAUCCUGACUAAGAUCAGGGCGGUUAGAAAGGCCACAUCGAAGCAAUUCAUCAAAAAAAAGCAAUAUUGCAAUUUGACAUUUGCGCAUAUAAAAUGUGCGCAAUGAAAACAAAUGUCAAACAGCAUUAUUGCUUUUUCUGGAUGAAUUGUUUAGAUGUGGCCAUUUUAACUCCCCCAGAACGUGCAUAAUCCAUACAAAAAUCUCAUUCUUACAGUGCGCCGCGCGCUACCCAUCACUCCUUAGGGCUAUAUGAGACCCAGCCGGGCUAAGUUCGGCCCCCGAUCGAUCAUCAACUCCCUAGAGUUAUCCCGUUUUUCACAGGGUCCGCUUACCUAACCUGAAAAUUUGACAGGACCGGUUUUUUACAGAAACGACUGCCUGUCUAACCUUCCAAUCCGCGAAGGGAAAACCAGCCCAAUACAGGUUAGGUCACAUACCUCCGAAAAUACAUUUCUCGGGAAUGUGGUUCCCUCACGAUGUUUUCCUUCAAGUCGGCGCCGGAACAACAUAAGUCAUUAAAGUUAUCAUUUUUUUUAUUUCCGAGGACGGUUGUCUUUAAAUACCAUUAUGACUUUACAUGAUCGAUAUUUUAGCCAAUGAAUGUUCGUUUUAAAAGGAAAUUCCACUUUUUAUUGUUGACUUUGGGCACAGGCACAUGUUUCAUAAUUAGGUAUUUGACCGGGUCAAAGAUAAAUUAUAAAAUACUAAUCUAGAAAUAGAAGCCAGUCUAAGAUGGUCAAAGAUCAGUCUCAUUUUAUUUUUCGACUUAUUUUCGAAUAUUAUUUAGGACUUAAAUAAUGAGUACGACGUUUAUUGAUGACGUCAAAGGAUAGUAUUUCCAUACAAACUCCAUAGAAAAUUAUCGUUUUGUCGCUUUCUUUUUAUCGAAUUAUAGUAUACAUUAUACCCUAUUUAACAUAACAUGAUUAGAGUGACGAUCUCUCGACUCUUUCUAUCCGGCUAAGUAGUAAAUGUUAUUUGCGGCAAAUCUACAAUAAAUCACGUCAAACGUCUUCUAUCGUGUGGGUUGUGAGGUGGAUUACCAACCUCAUCAAUCCUUGUGUCAGGUUUAUUACUGAGCCACCAAAGGCCCCUGACAUGGCUCAUGUAACGACUACAUACUUAAAUCAGUAAGAAGUAACCGGGAUCAAAAGCACAUCGCAAAAGUCUCUUUCGUUUUGAGCUGCCUUUAGCGAGUUGGAAAGCGACAUAUCUCUUUCGCACCAGACGAUGUACUAUAUUUCUGUCCUGCUUUCUCUCUAAUCAUGCUACGUGAAAUAGAGUGUAGAAAUAAGACUAUUGACCGCUAAUACAUAAUGAGAGCCUUUUGCUAUCUCCAUUUGCCCACCAAGUAGUGACUGUCGGAGGCCUACAAGAAGUCUUGUCAAUAACAUAACCCUUUAUUUGCUGUCGGGUGUUUAAAGGCCAUAGAUUGUGUCCUUCUUAUAUACAGGGAUAUUUUGAGUUUUCAAGCGUAAAUAUAAUCUCAGGGCGGUUUCGCACUAUUCUGAUUGUUAUCAGAUCUGACUCCGUGAAAUGACGGAUUCGAAGUGGUCAGAGAACUAUUCAUAUGGUAGCUUAAAUACAUUCGAUUCGAUAUUCGUCAUCUGAUAUCCGCCAUCCGAUAUACAAAAUCCGGAACCCAUCAUCUGACUUCUCUAAUUUUUUCUCCAUAUCCGUUAUUACCGAACUCGCACCGGAUAACUCCCAUAGGACGUACGCUUUUUACACAAUUAUGAAAUUAACCUGGUUAAAAUUCUAGGUGCCUUUGCCCAUUUGAAACAAAUCAACAAAGUCAAUGUAAGACCAAGAAUAACCUAAUAGCUAUAUUUGUUCAGUGUCAAUGUAAAACAUUAAUGUAAUAUUAUACCUAUUGAAAUACGCUGAGUAACAUUAAAUGCACACUAACACCCGUAUUCUAAGAUCCUAACUCGAACUUUCCUCGACCCGUCCUCAGUUGACGCAACCUUAAGGAAGACAUCGAACUCAGUUCAAAAUCGGUAUUCUGAAAUGGCGCCUCAAUCUUACUUCCAGUUUAUUCCAGGCAUGACGUCAUUAAUUUCGUAUUAUUUAGAUUGAAGUCAUCAUCUUCCUAGUAUCUCAUCCAGUUUUUCACAGGGCCCGCUUACCUCACCUGAAGAUUAGACAGGUCCGGUUUUUACAGAAGCGACACUGCAUGGCAGACCUUCCAACCUGCGAAAGGAAAACCAGCCAAAUACAGGGGGGUUAAAAUGGCCACAUCAAAGUAAUUCAUCUAAGAUAGCAAUAUUGCUAUUUGACAUUUGUUUGCAUCGCGCACUUAAUUUUAUAUGCACAAAUGUCAAAUUGCAAUAUUGGUUUGUUAGAUGAAUUGCUUUGAAGUGGCCUUUUUAACCCCCCAGGUUAGGUUACAUGUUAUUUGAUUAAAUGACAACUUAAAUUACUAAACCACCACACACACCACUGCCUUAUUUUUCCCUAAAAAAGUAGAAUGGAAAAUGCUGCACCGACAAGAGCGUGGCUCUUAAAUUGAUGAUGAUGAAAUUACUAAAAUGCUUAGCUGAGGCUGAGUCGAGUGGAAGUAGUUUCGAGUAACUUAGAAUACGAGUGUCUGAGGCGGUUCUGGAGGCGUUCCGGCGAUUAAAUUUUAUGUAAUGCCUGAAGAUACAAAAACCUUAUUCUUACCGUGUGCCGGUGCAUGCGAGCGAGACAGGUGCUUCCUUGCUCCUUAACGGGUUACGUCUUAAAUAGAAUAAAGUGAGGAGAUGAGGUUAAUCAAGUUUGCUCCGAACUCGUAUUGAUACGGGGCAGAGUGUCCCUUCUAUUUCAUCAUCAUCAUCUACCUAGCGUUAUCUCGUUUCCACAGGGUCCGCUUACCUAACCUAAAAAGAUUACAGGCCCGGUUUUUUACAGAAGCGACUGCCUGUCUGACCUUCCAACCUGCGACGGAAAACCAGCCCAAUACAGGUUAGGUCAUUUAACUCCAAAACACACUUCUCAGUAAUGUGGGUGUCCCAUCUAUCUAUUUACGUUCUAUAGAUUCUAAUCUAAUAGAUUUUAUACAAAAAAAUAUUCCCGAGUCGAAACCGAAACGCUACCGGCACCGUCUUGUAUCUGUUGAGCUUGAAUGAUAUGAAACUAUAUGCUAUCAAUAGCCCUGAUUCCCGCCGACGCCUCCUAAUUUUGCUUUAACUUAUACCUAUAAUUUUCUUAUCCGCCGAUUAAUGAAUGUAUAAAUGAAUAACUGGAGCGAAUUAUAUUGACAUUUCGGUGAUAUGGAACCCAUUUGACGUGGGCUAUCAACUUAAUUCUCUAGGGUUAUUGUGCAAUGUGAAAUGAGAGAGUUGUUUUCUGCCUAAAAUUGACGUGUUUCAGAAAUUUUAUGCCUAUGGAUUACCUGUCCCUUUCCCUUUCGGCGGAUAAGAAAAUGACAGGUAAAAUAAUUUAAAAUAGAAGUAGACGGGGUCUACUAGAAACUGCGCCAUUAUGAAACUGUAUAACGAGUUUCUAUACAUUAUAUUUUUUUUAUAAUAUACGUAGGUUAAAUUUGACAGACAGACGUUUUUAUAAGGCAUCAUAAUAGUGUAUAACAUACUACUUAGUUGAAUAGAAACCUUCCAUUUAAACGCCUUGUGAUAUAUAAGCUUACGCGUCGUAAAAUUUAAGCAAUAACUUGUACAAAUAUUAUUGUCAUGUAUAUGAUUAUGUCAUUAGUCAUGUCAUGUAUAAUGAGAUAUGUCAUUUUGAAUUUAGCCUAUAUUAACCCACUGUUGGGCAUAUGUAAUGCAGCCGGGCUAACAUGCGCAAAGUAAUAACAAUAUUUUGUCACGGUCAUUUUAUAUUUUGACAAUGUAAUGUCGUAUUGUCGACUGGUGCUAACAUGGCAAACCAAAAAAUCAUGUCGUUCUGUCAAAAUACCGCAACGUGAUAUAUUGUCGAUGAACGCUAACAUUCCACCAUAUUUUUAUCAGAUUGUGGAGUUUUGACACAUCUACGUCAUAUGUCCAUACUGUCACUUUUUAUCUUUAAUCGUUGUAAUUUUAUCACGUUGCGCAUGUCAGAAGGGCAGUUGACAGCGGUAAUUAGCAUGAAGUCAGAAAAAAGAUUUCGUUAUAAUUGUUGCCAGUAAUAAUAAUAGAAUCGAUGUUAGCGAUUUGAAAGAGGAUGAAUCUCAGACAAAAGUCAAAAGAAAUUGUAAAACGCUGUAAAAAUGCUAUAUUAAUUUUGUAAUUUAAAUGGCAAAUAAUUUUCCUGUCACGUUUGACUGGGAUGACUCAGAUUUGACUCAGAUAGCGCUCUAUGCCGAUAUUCGCGCCCACUUGGGCAGCCUCAAGCCUGUUUAUUAAUUUGUCCGGUGAAGUAGCGAAUACCAUCUGAGGCAAAGUAUAAAAAGUCAUUCUUACAAAAAACAAUCGGGCAGGAUUUCAUGUUUUAACCCUUUCACGGACGCAAUGUUUAGGUGAUGUCUCAAUCCGAUGUCAUAUCGAGAAAGUGUUAAAUGGUAAGCUUGGGGUGGUAAACAGCACGAAAUGUCUUUAAAAACUAGAAUAUGUUUAGCGCCUUUUUCACCGAGAGAUUUCGUAUAAAUUACCGACAUACGAAAGUAUAAUUAAAGGUCCCUGGCCAUGCAUAUUCGUAGACAGAGCAGGGGGCUUAUAAAGGCCACAUCGAAGCAAUUCAUCUAAAAAGCAAUAUGGCAAUUUUCAUUUGCGCAUAUAAAAGUAAGUGCGCAAUGCUAACAACUGUCAAAUAGCAAUCUAGAUACGCGGUCGCGUGUCAAGCCAAGUUCAAGAAACAGAACUGGCGAGCCGCACCGUGUGUAACCAUUUGGGGCCACUUUUGACCCCCUCAUAAAUCAAAAACUAUUUCACAUAAUAUUGCUUUUUUAGAUAAAUUGCUUUGACGUGGCAUUUUUAACCCCCCAGAACGCUUCCAUUUGCCUUUACAUUGACGGAAGAGGCAAACAUUGAAGGUUAGCCAUACAUUGGACGCCUACCAUUAACUGUCAUUGCGAUCCAUUUAAUGAUACCAGCGCGAAGUGUCAACAAGAACAAGCGAAAAGGUUACACGAAGCUUUUUGCUAUCUCUUUUGAGCAGGGUUGAUCAAACGCCUGCUUAGCUUUCAUUAGUUGAUGGUUGCUUGGUUGAUGUCAGUUUUGGUGAGAUAAACAUUUUUUUGAGCCAUGUUAGGGCGGCUCAAUAAUAACCCUGACACCAGGGUUGAUGGGGUUGAUACUCCACCUCACAACCUACACGAUAGAAGAACAUUUUUUUAUUUUAUUUUAGCAGAUAUAAAACAGCCAUCCUUUGUCCUCGCUUAAAAAAAAUAAGAUGACAUAAUUACGUUACUGACAAUACUCGCAACAUUUUUCGCAGAGUGACCAAACAGAAGACAUACAAGAAAUUAAGAAUAUUGAAAUUUUCAACUGUCAAAUGAACCCAAACUUAAUUUCCCUCAGCCAGAACUGACUCUACCAUGUCACCUUCCUUUACCGCCUCAGUACGUACUGUACCUGAAAUUAAAAUAAAAGCAAUAAUAUUUAGUUAGGUAUGACUUGCAACAUUUGUCUGUCAAAUUGAUCUAAUUAUUGUCUUCGUCGUACUAUCAAAACUUACAAAUUAUGCAUAUUUUUGUAACAAAUUAGUAUAUGGGUGUUUAUGGAUAUGUUAUUUACAAAUAUUCUUGGUCGCUUAUUAUAUGAUUUUUUGUUGGAAAUAUGAAAUGAAUCACACCAGCUGUGUUCAUAAAAUUCUUAUUUUAGUGCACGAGUCAGUUGGUUUUACGCGAUUUUUGACGAUAUUUUUGUUGUCUGUAUUUUCCGAUCUGUCACUGCGCAUUUAGCGGUUAAACCUGCGUCGGCCAGUAACAAAUUAGUAUUUAAAAAAAUCAUACAAUUUACGUCAAAUGGAAAAUAUUUAAAGUUGAUUGAUUAAAAUACCACCUGACUCGCGCACUAUUUUUUUCUUUGUAUUUUUUACACAUAAAACAAUGAUCUCGUUAUUUUUUUAACACAAGAAAACAUUUUCAGUUUAUUAUUAUUAAUAUACAUUUAAGUAGCUAUAACGUAACCCUAUGGUUAUUAGAAGAAUUGGUUAUUUAUUCUACCUUAAGUUUUCGUAGUUUAAAGAUAAAUGUUUUCUUGUAUUACAUGAGCAAAUUGCUGAAAUACGGCGUGACUUUUUCACAUGUCAUUUUCGGUUUUGGAUUCUGGCUUUUUGGGUCAGGUUAUUUUUAUAGUUUUUUCAAAUGUUGCCAUCUACCUUAAGAUAGACAUAUUCAGGUAACUUAAGCUUGUGUAAUACAGGAAGGCAGUACUUGUAAAUAUGAAAUCGAAUAGUUUUAUUUUGUAACUCGUGGGUCUUACAGUUCAGCGGGGUCACUGGACUGAACCGUUUGUGUCUGCAAUAAAUUACUUUAAGAAGUUA
Molecule: messenger RNA, 15690 nt
Organism: Pectinophora gossypiella (pink bollworm)
Lineage: Eukaryota; Metazoa; Arthropoda; Insecta; Lepidoptera; Gelechiidae
Exons: 9
Coding region: 341-4765 (1474 amino acids)
Source: RefSeq, a predicted model, not a curated record